This is a messenger RNA of Cimex lectularius (bed bug), 6282 nucleotides long. Its product is annotated as zinc finger MIZ domain-containing protein 1-like. Bases 465 to 3092 code for a protein of 875 amino acids. The record is from RefSeq and is a predicted model, not a curated record. Gene Ontology annotation, biological process: regulation of transcription by RNA polymerase II; protein sumoylation. Gene Ontology annotation, molecular function: SUMO ligase activity; zinc ion binding. NCBI's taxonomy places the organism in Eukaryota, Metazoa, Arthropoda, Insecta, Hemiptera, Cimicidae. The transcript has 14 exons.
CGAUGGCAAACCCUUCAGUCGACAACUAUCUCCCGGCCCGGUCGGAAGUUAUCCUCCCGAAAAUCGUUUGUGUAUCGUCGUCCUUUCGGCUUGAAACACGCGAAUGACCCGAUAUCAUUGCUACCCCCUCCCCCACGGAUUUCUCAGUGUUUGUGUGAUUAUGUGAGCCAAAUAGAACUAUUUAUGUGUUGUGACCAAUGCUGGGUUAUACGUCCUACAGGUAGAGAAAACAGUUUUUUUCCAUUUUAUCCAACCCCAUUUGCCGGCCCGUGAGGCCGAAGUGUUUUUUUCUUUGAGUAUUUUUUUUUCUUUGAGAAUUUUUUUCAUUGGAAUGGGUGCACGGAGGUGCUCCGGUCCCUACCCUCGACAGGGGGAACUUGUGAACAGUGUAAAUUUUGUGGUUCGUGGAACGCCGGGAGUUUCACGAUGCUCGUAAAAAGGACUAGUUGAAAAUUUAAAAGGAAAUGAGCUACCUAGACCUCAGCUUAGAUUGGGAGUGGUCACCAGGAGGCGGGAGCGGUGCCGGUGGCCAGCAACAGUUAAGCGUUGUGACGACCGUUUGGGGUGUGACGACGUCCACUCAGUCAGAGGCGGCGUUUCAGACUCCCGGAAAACAACAAACUGCUCCACCUCAUUACAACCAGGCGCCCAACUAUCGCCACUCCAGCCCAGGCGUUGGCUCCUAUGGGGUGAUGAGCGGAGGCGGGGGCGGCGGCGUGGUGGGUGCCGGCGGCGGAGGCGGCCCCCCAGGGGCUGAGCCGGGUUACGGUGGAGCCCUUUCCGCCGCCGCCAUGGUCGCCGCAGCCACCGCCACGGCGACUGCGACCGCUAGCGUCGUAGCUCUCCAAGACCGCCAUGACAUGUCCGCACAGUACAACCAGAUGCAGGGUGUUGUCGGCCAGCACGGCCAGCAAUACGGAGGCGGCUAUGGCCAAAGGGGUCCGUCAUCCAUGGGCGGUAUGAACGGCAUGGGCGGGAUGGGCCAAAUGGGUAUGGGGAUGAUGCAGGGCACCGGCCCCAUGCACCAGGGGAUGAUGCCGACUGGCGGAAUGCAGCCCACCGCCGGUGGCCCGAUGAAAGGGAUGCCGAUGCAGGCUGGUGCAGGUCAGGUUUACCCAAGGCGAUUAGCGCCAUAUCCAAGCCCUGCAAUGCAUAUGAACCAAAAAAGAGGACAGUACCCAAGCCCGGGUCCUGCUCCGAAUAUGCAACAGCCCUUCCCACCGAGCAACCAACCGCAAUAUGGUGGUGGUUAUGGGGCCAGACCCAGUUUCCAGACCCAAUAUCCAAGCCAGCAGAUGGGAUUUGUUGGGAACGGGAUGGGAGCUGGAGCACCUACCGCUACAAGAGGCGGCAGUAUGAGGCAAACAACACCACCUUAUCAGUACCAGGGGUAUGGUGGAGCACCUCCUGGAGCUUUUGGCCAAGAAAGGACAAGUUACCAGCACAGUCCGAUACCGGGCAACCCUACUCCACCUCUUACACCAGCUAAUUCAAUGCCUCCCUAUCCAGAUAUCAAGCCGACCUUUAACGAGCUCAACAAACAACAGCAACCACUUCCACAAAAAGAUGAUGAGCUGAGGUUAACAUUCCCAGUGAGAGAUGGGAUAAUCCUACCCCCAUUUAGAUUAGAACAUAAUCUAGCAGUUAGCAAUCAUGUUUUCCAGCUCAAGACCACUGUUCACCAAACGUUAAUGUGGAGGUCAGAUCUGGAGCUUCAACUGAAAUGUUUUCACCAUGAAGACAGAGCGAUGAAUACCAACUGGCCGGCUAGUGUUCAAGUGUCGGUCAACGCCACCCCUCUGUCAAUAGACAGAGGUGAAAACAAGACUUCCCACAAACCUUUGUACCUUAAGGAAGUCUGUCAAGCUGGAAGGAAUACAAUACAAAUAACCGUCUCAGCUUGCUGUUGUUCCCACCUUUUUGUCCUCCAACUUGUUCAUAGGCCAAGCGUAAGGAGCGUCUUACAAGGUCUUCUAAAGAAAAGGCUCCUGACGGCAGAUCACUGCAUUGCCAAAAUCAAAAGGAAUUUCAGCAAUACCUCCUCAGCGAACUCGCCAUACAACUGUGUUGAUAAAGACGGUGUUGAGCAAACUGCUCUAAAGGUAAUUGUGUCUCUCAAGUGUCCAAUUACCUUUAAGAAAAUAACGCUUCCUGCACGAGGACACGAUUGUAAGCACAUCCAAUGUUUUGAUUUGGAGUCGUACCUUCAACUGAACUGUGAGCGAGGAGCGUGGAGGUGUCCAGUGUGCAACAAACCUGCACAACUGGAAGGCCUGGAGGUUGACCAGUACAUGUGGGGCAUCUUGGAUACGCUCAACACAUCAGAGGUAGAAGAGGUGACGAUUGAUGCUGCUGCAAACUGGAAACCAUCUAGAGGCCUACAAGGAAUUAAAACAGAAGAUGAGCCUGAAUCUUGUGGUGGUAAGAGGCUAAACAAGGCAAUGUCUCCUGGCAGCAUGACUCUCCCAACAAUGAACAACUGGGACAUGAGUCAGUCUAUGUCACCUUACAUUCCCCCAGAUAUGAACAGUAUUGCAAGUGGUUCGAUGAUGAACUCAAAUGGCCCCCCUCCGUAUCCGGCAGGUUCCAUGGGGAGGGGGUACGAGUUCAACCCUGCCACCACAUCAAGUUCAGAUUUCAGUACGACACCCCUAUCACAUCUGAAUGACACGGGACCUCCACUCGACCCACUCAAUGCAAUGGAAAAGUCCUUAAAUGAACAGAUGCCUCACACACCUCACACCCCGCAUACUCCUCAUACACCUCACACACCCGGAGGGGCAGGUGGCGGUGCAGGCGGAAGUGGACCACCAAGUGUUCCGCCGUCCAACAGUGAAAACACCUCAGGAAAUCCACCAGAUGACAUUCCUUCUGACCUCAAUUUUGACCCUGCGGCUGUCAUUGAUGGUGAAGGUCAAGGGCAAGAAGGGCUCAAUCUUUUACCUGACAAUGUGGUAGAUCCAAUGGAACUGUUAUCAUAUCUGGACCCACCUGACCUUGCGACUCCUCCGAGUAGCGGUGCGAGUAGCAACGGCAACAUGGGAACGCCCGGGGCGAAUACGAGUGAUGACAUUCUGGCUCUGUUCGAAUGAGUGGAAACUGUACAAAGUACCUUGUAAUGUUCCUUUUGCAUAUAUUCUCGAGUUGCCAUGCACACCAAUGUGAAAAGAGACACUGUUAAAUAGUGCACGCACAUUUUGUUCCUUACAAGUUUUAUAACUGUGAGACAAGAACCCACCUCGAAUUAUUUAUUUCCCGUUACAUAAGGAAGGACAUUGUAGCUCAGAUCAGAAAAGAUGUACCAAUCGAGCGGGCAGGUUUUUUUAGUUCCUUUAUCAAAUCGUCAAUUCGUGUAAUGUGUUUGAAACAACGUUGUUUCAUUCACGACACAACUUCCUAAAGAUUAAAACCUAUGUGUAUUAUAUAUAUUAUAAAAAAAGUUAUUGAACGAUACAGAAUUAUAAUGCUCGCAACCUUUCUGUGACUGUGCUAAUGUAAAUGGUGUGCCGUUCGCCGAAGUUUGAUGUAUUACACCGGGAGGAAAUAAAGAAAAGAAAUUUUGUAUUUAUUUUAAUCCUUUUAAAGGAUUGAUGGUCGAGCAAAAGGGCUCUGCAAUUGACCAAUAUUCCUAAAAGUGACCCUGUGACCGCCUUUUGUAAAUGAUCUUUAAUCCUUAAAAAAAAUAAAAAAUUAAAAAAAAAUCCCCAUUUGUAGAUAUAACAAUUUUGGCCACUUAGGGGGAAAAUUUAGUGGCCACAAAAAUAUGUAUUUAAAUAUUUUGUAAAUAUUCUUAUUACUAGUAAUAAUCAUUAUAUUGGCACAUGAUAAACUUAUUUAAGUGGAGGCCAGUUUUCUUCUAUUAGAUUUAAUUGAUAGUUACAAUAGUUGAAGUAAUUAAAAUAAAAUAAUUAAUGAUUAUUGAAAUAUUAUAUUUUAACUGUUGUUGGAACCAAAAGUAGUUUAAAAAAUUUAAAAAAGUAGAAGUAUACUUCGAAUAGGACAUGUAUGUUGGACGAAUGAUUUGCAAUCAUGCGUGACUGAAUUCUAAAAGGAUAUUUAAACAAAAAAAAGUUCUUCAUUUAUCUCUGUGUACUAACAGCUUUUACCAUGGUUUUAUUAGUAUAUUAGAAAUGUGAUUACAUCUUAGUGGGACCCGUACGCACACAAAACACAAUCUUCACUAUACGCUUUGUUGGUGCCAAUUGAAAGUUUUAUCAUGGAUACAGAGAUGGGCAUUACUUCUAGAGUAUGUUGACCGAUUAAUUUUUUAACUUUUGUAAAACAAGGAUUAGUGAGAGAUUUUAUUAAGAGAAAAGUAUUCUGAUCCAACAAAGAGUAUAUUAUUAUUAAUUAUUAUUAUUAUUAUUAUAUAUUAUAUAAUAAUUAUUAUAUAUAUUAUAGACAAACCAGUGUUAAAGCAAUCAAAAUAAGUAUUUAAGAAGUAUAAAUUGAAAGUUGAUAUGUUUUCUGUGCGUACCGGAGUCUAUAGAUUAUUGAGGGGGGAGGUCUAUGAUGUAUUAUACUUAUAUAAAUCCCAUAUAUUAUAUAUAUUAAUAAAAUAAAUUAUAAAGACCUUGUCACAUAUAUCAAUAUGUUAGAGAGAUCAGAUAUUAUAUUGUUCAUUGCAUUUACGCACUUGAUUGCGAAUAAUUUCAAAAUAAAAUUUUUACAAUUAAAUAUUAACAACAUGAGACCAUCAGAAGUAUUAAACUUAGGUAAUGUGAAAAACAAUAACUCAACUAUGUGAACGUGUGCAAUUUUAUAUGUGUAAACCAAAAAAGAAACUAAAUCUCUUUAAAAUGUAGAUAUAUAUGACAAACCUACACUCUUUCCUGCGAGUAAAUUUGUUAUUAUAUAUAAUAGUAAAUGUAAAAUGAUGUGUCAACUUCCAUUAUAGCUUUCUGGCCUUGAAGCAGAAAACAUUUGGUGUACAAUUAUUUAAGCAAUGAGUUGGACGGAGAUUUUUAGAUUUGACGUGCAAAAAAACAGUGCCUUUUGCAGUUUUCCUUUCUUUUUUUGUAUUAAUUGUUAAACAUGAUCUCAUUUUAUUGUGCGCGAUGUAUUAUAAUGGUGGUUGACUCAGAUUGUGAAACACUAUAUUCUAAAUAUUUCUGUGUUACCAGCUUGUUAAGAGUGUAGGUGCAUGUAAAUUUAGUUUCUGAGUAUUACUGACGACAUCUUAGACUUAAUACCCGUAGGUGUAUUGUGUGCUCUGUGACAUAUUAAAAAAAAUAUUUAAAAAUUUUAAAAUUGAAAGUUACAAAUGUUUAGACAAAGGUCUGAUGUCUAACCUAAACAAUCACAGUACAAAAGUUUAAAAAAAAAAUAUUUUUUAAUAUUUAUUCAUUUGAAUUUGUAACCUAGUUUAUAUAAAUGAACAAUUUAGUACAAUCAUUAUGAAAAAUUGUUUCCCCCUUUCUUUUAUAUAUCUUAACAAAAUUAAAUCUUUAUAAAAAUAAUCCCCAAGAACUUGCUUUUUAAAUUAAUUUCAAAUAUAUUUGAAUGCCUUAAAGAGUUUCAGAAUUUAAGCUGUAUUCAAACUUGCAGAAAAUACCAAUACGAGGGUAUUAAUUUAUUUUGCCAUCCAUUUUUUUAAUAUUCCAACCUUGGAAAGAAAACAAAAAUUAUAUAUAUCAAACAUAAUGUAUAUGUUUUAUAUACAUAUUGUUUUAUGGGAACAUAUAAUUUACUUAAAUUGUAGGUACAUGGUUUACAUAUGACAGAAUGAUUCAUGCUGGCUGAACAAGACCGUUUGAAACUCAGUUUAUCAUUCUGAAAAAUACAUAAAUAUAUACAUAUAUAUGUAUAUAUAUAUAUACACAUAUAUAUGUAUAUAUGAUAAUAUUAGUACCAUUUAAAUAUGGUUAUAAUCAUAUGCAUAGAGUGAAAUUUUGUUUAUUACUAGGUGUUGUAUUAUGCAAAUAUAAGCAGAGAUAUAUUUUUGUUUCAUAUAAGUUGCAAGGCAAUUGUUUAUAUGUCUAGUUGUGAUUGGAAUUAUAAUGAAAAGAUUUUUUAUUUAUAUACAUUAUACAUUUACAUCCAACAAUUUUUACAAGAUGAAAAUAUAAACAAACCAUUAUCCUGUUUUGGACCAAAUUAUAUUCUAUGCCUAAUAUAAUUUAUGUUACAUUUUUAAAUAAGGUAUUAUAUUUAUUAUACUUUUGGGAUUCAAUUAAUUAAAUAUAUAUAUAUGCUUAUAUAUAUAAUAAAAUAUAAAGAUGUAUAUAUAUUUAAAAAAAAACGUAGUCAGGCAAAGGUAAUAUCUGACUUCGAAAAAAAAAA